AUGUCCACGAAUCCUUUCCGCCAGACUAACCCGCUGAAAGAUCAGCUUACAAGGUCCGGAAAAUCACGACGAGUUGUGUUAGAUGGCGGCAGACUAUUGAACACUGCCUCAGAACUGUCUCUCGAUACAAAGAUCCCGCCAAGUUCUCUUGACCGUCAUGUGAGCUUCGCUUCACCACCUGUCGAUUCAACAAUACCGGCAGCUUCCUAUCCCUCGUCUCCUGAGUCGACGCGCUCACCUCCGUGGCAGAGCUCUCAGCCUGCUACUCCCAACUAUCGCGCGGCCUUUCAACAUGACCCGUUCGAAGAUCUGGGCCGUGCGAUAGAGGAUCGAACCAUUGAAGAGGCCAGGAGCAACGCGCAAGGCAACACCAGGGGGAGCACGAUAGCCUAUCAAGAUCCCGUGAGAGAUACUCUUAGUCGGUUUGCGGCAGCUCCUCCGCAUCUUCAUCCUCAAUCCAGCAUUGCAGCACACACGCAGCCAGGCCUAGCUGGUCGACAGUCACUCGAUGUCGAUGCUUUCAAGAGGCUUCUCUUAACGGGCGAACGUGGAACAGUGACUGACUCUACUGCGACACAAAGCACUUAUGUUCUAAAUGAUAACAGCUCAAGUACAGAUACAAUUUCUAUAUCACAAUCAUCGACAGCAGAAUCUUCUAGCCGUGACACUGAUGGAACACCAACGUUGUCUCCAGGCCACGAUCGCAGCAGCUCUCACGUCCCACGGAACGAGAUCGGCACCUCCACUUCGGCCCAGAGAGUACCUCCUCCCGCUCCUGCCCCUCGUCGAGCGAAGUCCGUCAAAUCGAAACCCGGGGUUGUCAUGAAUAGUCCUGCUACGUCCUCGGAGCCGUCAGAAGUAAUAGACACACAAGAAGCAGCUUUCAAGAGACCUCCGACUCCUCCCCUGUCGCGCCAUCACAGCCAGCAGGUAUCAGCCUUCCAUACCAGCGAAGCAAUAGAUAUUCCUACGAACCUUGAUAGACAUACCGAGCAUCAAGGCGUUAACCAGAGAGCUCCUCCUCCUCCACUUCCUCCUGGGAGACGGCAGCAAUCAUCCAUACAGAGGACGCCAUCAGACGAUACGACACCUACAUACGGAAACGAAGUAGAGACAGCCGCAUCCUUGAGCAGUCGGAGGUCUUCUUACGAUAGCCCACUACCUCCUGUAUCCCGCAAUUCUUCCAUUUCUACGAAGCGACAAAGUCUAGGAUUGACCAAUACUCCUCCUAUACCUCCACCACGUAGAGGUCGAGGCUCGAGCAGGACUAGUAUGGACAGCUUCAGACCGUCUCCGUCCGAUGUUAUGAGUAAAGAUGCUGAUGUAGAGAACAGCCUAUCGAGAACUGGCACGACGCAGCCUAAUGUUAAGGAUCGGAGCAAUUUGACAUCGUUAAAUGCUUCUAGCAUUCUGUCCGAACUCGCCAAUUUACAGAAGGAAGUCGAUGCAGCUCGUCGUGGCAGUGGCAGAUAG
Messenger RNA from Lithohypha guttulata, 1473 nucleotides. RefSeq lists its product as uncharacterized. The record is from RefSeq and is a predicted model, not a curated record. Lineage: Eukaryota; Fungi; Ascomycota; Eurotiomycetes; Chaetothyriales; Trichomeriaceae. The transcript is spliced from 2 exons. The coding region runs from base 1 to 1473 and encodes 490 amino acids.